Anopheles moucheti is the source of this 784-nucleotide messenger RNA. Its product is annotated as myosin-G heavy chain-like. The record is from RefSeq and is a predicted model, not a curated record. NCBI's taxonomy places the organism in Eukaryota, Metazoa, Arthropoda, Insecta, Diptera, Culicidae. Bases 38 to 784 code for a protein of 248 amino acids. The transcript is spliced from 2 exons.
AGUUGAGACAAACGCUCCCACGGAAAUUGAUCUCAGUAUGGAAGCAGCGUUAAAUAUUACUACAUCAUCCGAAUUAGCAUCCUGUAUAACACCACAAAAUCAAAAGGAAAACAUUAUGCCCGUCCGUAUGAAAGCACAACAUAACGGCGACACUUCACUCACUCCCCAAAUAUCGGCAACAAAGAGACGACACCUAGCCUGCCAUAUAUCUGCACAUAAUUUAAUUGACUUAACAACACCUCCUACCAAGCCGCGGGCUACUACCGUAGGACGUAAACCAUUUUCCAGUCAAAGCAAAGCAGUACAAUCUCCUCGGGUUACGGAUAUGGUAAAUAUAGUAACGCCAAGCCCGAAAAGUGUCAGCAGAACACCAAACUCUUCGAAGGCCGCAGCAUCAACGCCCAAGACAACACUACUGAAAUCGGCCAUUAAAAAUUCACCCAUUAAAAAAGCAGUACAAUCUCCUCGGGUUACGGAUAUGGUAAACAUAGUAACGCCAAGCCCGAAAAGUGUCAGCAGAACACCAAACUCUUUGAAGGCCGCAGCAUCAACGCCUAAGACAACACUGCUGAAAUCGGCCAUUAAAAAUUCACGAGCACGUGACCUACCAGAUGCAAAGAAUACAUCCAUACCUUUAAUAUCAAUAAAGAAAGCAUCGAAUGUUAAAUUGAAUACGUCGCGUGCCAAUACACCAAAAUUAACCCCGGCUUCUACGAAAAGUUCCGGCAAAUUAAGGAAACAUCUUAUAUCGACACUGAGCGAGAAGAAAGGAGAUAUGCAAUAG